AUGGAUAGAAUCAAAUCCAAGAGUGAGAAGUCUCUUUGUGAGAAAUCGAUGAAGGUUGUAGUAAAUAUCAUUAAGCUGUCUUCUUUCUCUAUUGCACAGAUGACUCUCGGUGCUACAAGUACUAGAAAGUCUGAUCCAGAGUCUGAUAUGGACUCUGAUGGGGAUGCACCGAUUUCUGACCAAUUACCUACAAGCAGACGGUCACAACAGCCGCAGAGCCGUGCAAACCCCACAUAUGUGAUCAAGUCGGGUGGAAGCAAUGGAUCAACUGAACAUUUGAUUUAUCAAGAAAGAGUCCCUACUGAUGUUAACCCAAAGAAAGAGCAGUGUGUUGAUGGAUUGGCUUCUGACUAUAUCAGCAAGAUACGCAACAAGCUUGGGCGUGAUGUAUAA
This is a messenger RNA of Sphenostylis stenocarpa, 393 nucleotides long. The record is from the annotation of a GenBank genome assembly. NCBI's taxonomy places the organism in Eukaryota, Viridiplantae, Streptophyta, Magnoliopsida, Fabales, Fabaceae.